AUGAACCCAGCUUUACUCGUAGAUCCCGAUCCCGCGUAUGUCCCCUUUUGCCCCUCAGGGUUCCAGAGUUGCCAGUCGGAAAAUGUGUUUGCCUAUCCACAUGUAUACUCUAUAUUUCAAGGUGUUACACGAGAACCGAAUCCUGUCAUCACGUCACGACACGAAGAUGAGAAAGCUACCCAGUCUUCUCAAAUGUCUCGAGCAUUCGAAUUCUUUGAUGGUGCUCCUACACGAGAGAAUACACAAACGGAAGAAUCUUACAGUGUUCGCGAGUACGAUAGAGAUGAUGCAAUCGGGAAGAGUCGACAUAAGCGAACGAGUUUUAAGAGUAUCGAUGGUGAAGAUGUCUGUAAACCAACCGCUGUGGAUAGUCAAAAAUCUGAUGUAAGUUCUCAAAUUGCUUUCUGCGCUAAUUAUGUCAAUUAA
Molecule: messenger RNA, 426 nt
Organism: Cylicostephanus goldi
Lineage: Eukaryota; Metazoa; Nematoda; Chromadorea; Rhabditida; Strongylidae
Source: the annotation of a GenBank genome assembly